Medicago truncatula (barrel medic) is the source of this 1303-nucleotide messenger RNA. RefSeq lists its product as uncharacterized. The transcript has 6 exons. Bases 111 to 1049 code for a protein of 312 amino acids. Lineage: Eukaryota; Viridiplantae; Streptophyta; Magnoliopsida; Fabales; Fabaceae. Gene Ontology annotation, molecular function: zinc ion binding. The record is from RefSeq and is a predicted model, not a curated record.
UCAAUUUUUUUCAUUAUUCGUCAAAUAUUUCCCGUGUUCUUUUGUUUUAGGGUUUGUGUUAGGGUUUUCAAUUUCGAACAUUCAAAAUCGAAAUCGAACGGUGAUUCAUUAUGUUAGGGGAAGUUCAGCUACAACCUCCACCGAUUCAGCAAAACCCUAGCGAUUCCGAUCCUUUACUUGCUCAUCAAGAUGAGGUUGAAGAUGAUGAUUCCCAUGGAAGUGGAAAUUCUAAUGAGAUUAAGGAUCAAGAAGAUAUUGAAGCUGGGUCACUACCUUGUUGUCGAAUUUGCCUCGAAUCCGAUUCUGAUCCAGAGGAUGAGUUGAUAUCUCCAUGCAUGUGCAAAGGAACCCAACAGUUUGUUCAUCGUUCAUGUCUUGAUCACUGGCGCUCAGUGAAGGAAGGAUUUGCCUUUUCACACUGCACCACCUGCAAAGCCCAAUUCCAUCUUAGAGUUGAAACGUAUGAGGACAACUCUUGGCGUAAAAUAAAGUUCAGACUUUUCGUGGCAAGGGAUGUUUUCCUUGUUUUUCUGGCUGUACAAACUGUGAUUGCUGCUAUUGGUGGUUUUGCGUACAUCAUGGACAAAGAUGGGAACUUCAGGAACUCAUUUGAUGAUGGGUGGGAUAGGAUACUGUCAAGGCAUCCUAUACCAUUUUAUUAUUGUAUUGGAGUGGUGGCCUUCUUUGUUCUAAUUGGAUUUUUUGGCCUAAUACUGCAUUGCUCUUCCCUCAAUAGCAAUGACCCCAGAAUGGCUGGUUGUCAAAACUGUUGCUAUGGAUGGGGCAUCUUGGAUUGCUUUCCUGCAUCAAUGGAGGCAUGCUUUGCCCUUGUAGUUGUUUUUGUUGUCAUCUUUGCAAUUCUUGGUGUAGCCUAUGGCUUUCUUGCAUCCACCAUGGCAAUUCAAAGAAUUUGGCAGAGGCAUUACCACAUCCUCACCAAGAGGGAGCUUACAAAGGAAUACAUAGUAGAGGAUCUACAAGGCAGUUAUUUCCCACCCAAGAUAGACCCUGAACAUGAAAGUCGCCUGAAAAUGCUUAAGCUUUUGUGAUUCACGGAACAAAUCUGUAAAAAUGUGCUUUCAAAUUAUUUUCGUAUCAAGUUGUUGCUUUGUGACACGGUUUCAAUCUCUUAUGCUUGGCAACCUGCUAGAGCAUGGAAAUGGUUUAUAUCAUCGUUUCUUUUUUAUAUAUAAUUCUGGGAUCCUCCCAGAUUCUGUAUACUCCAAAUCUGACUGUCAGAAAAAAUGAGGAAAAUAUAAGCAGUUAAUUGUCCAUUCAAUGGACUUACCUUUAUAUUGAUUCA